AUUGAUUUCAAUUCUGGGAUUCAUUUGAUGUGAAAAACCAAAACAUUUUCAUCGAAAGUAUUAAAACAAGUGUUUGAAUGAAAAGUAAUGAAUGAAUUGAUUGUUUGUAUGGUUUGAAUGAAUCGGUGUUGACAUUGAAAAUGGUAUCAAAACUAUUAUUUCUGAAGUAUUUGUCACUAUUAGUGCUGACAAUACAGACGACAACAUUGGUUAUGAUAUUAAGAUUUUCUCGCAUUAAUUACAAUGAAAUGGACGGCAAUUAUAUCAGUAGUACUGCUAUUGUGUUGAGUGAAGUGAUCAAACUUUUUGUUUCACUACUUAUACUCACACUUCAGUCUAAUUGGUCGUUGAGAAAAUUGGGCCAACUUUUGGCCACCGAAGUGGUGGCCAAACCGGAAGACACGGCCAAACUCCUGGUUCCGGCCCUUCUCUACACCAUUCAAAAUAAUCUACUCUUUAUAGCACUCACUAACUUAGACGCCGCCACUUAUCAGGUGACAUAUCAGCUUAAAAUCCUGACGACAGCCCUCUUCUCGGUUUUAAUGUUACACAAAAGACUAGCACUUAAUCAAUGGUUUUCAUUGAUGUUACUCACGAUUGGCGUAACUUUAGUGCAAUGGCCACAAAGCGCAUCGCCCGACACCACCAAUAAAGCUGAUGAUAUGAUGAGUGAAGUGAUGGCAAACGCGGAACCGGUGGGCAAUCGCUUGUUGGGAGUGCUGGCAGUGUUGGCCUCGUGUUUCUCUUCGGGCUUUUCGGGCGUUUAUUUCGAAAAAUUAGUCAAAUAUACCUCUCAGUCGCUAUGGAUUAGGAACACACAAAUGGCUUUCUUCUCAGUCAUCAUCGCAUCCAUAGCUAUGUUUAUACAAGACUAUGAUCUCAUUUAUACCAAUGGUUUCUUUCAGGGCUAUAACACGUUGACAUGGAUUGUGAUACUAUUGCAAGCAUUUGGUGGACUAGUAGUGGCGUUAGUUAUGAAAUAUGCGGACAAUAUCCUCAAAGGGUUCGCCACAUCCAUAUCGAUAGUAUUGUCUACUAUUUGCAGCAUUUAUCUGAUGGCAGACUUCUUUCCGACCAAUUCCUUUCUUUUUGGCGCUUUUAUUGUCAUUUUAGCCAAUAUUUUGUACGCCUGUUAGACAUUAACCGACCAUUUAUUAUAAUUAUAUAUUUAAUUC
This is a messenger RNA of Medioppia subpectinata, 1175 nucleotides long. NCBI's taxonomy places the organism in Eukaryota, Metazoa, Arthropoda, Arachnida, Sarcoptiformes, Oppiidae. The record is from the annotation of a GenBank genome assembly.